Molecule: messenger RNA, 1072 nt
Organism: Daucus carota subsp. sativus
Lineage: Eukaryota; Viridiplantae; Streptophyta; Magnoliopsida; Apiales; Apiaceae
Product: cytochrome b5 domain-containing protein RLF
Exons: 6
Coding region: 180-779 (199 amino acids)
Cellular component (GO): cytosol
Molecular function (GO): heme binding
Source: RefSeq, a predicted model, not a curated record
UCAUAUUUUUACGUGGAUUGUCUUUCCCAGGAUUGGGUUUUAGGGGAAAGGAAUUUGGCGUUGCUUGGAUUUUCUGUGUAUAUCAAUUUCUGUGUGUAUAUCAAUUGUGUGCAUCGAAAAAGCGUGGCAGCCCAAGCUGUGUCCAGGACAGAUUGCUUGUUAGCUGUGUUGGAUUUGUAAUGGAUGAUAAUGAUGACUUUACUUUUUGUAAGGUACCGGGUCCGGUCAAUGUAGAAGUGUUUGAAGCACAUAAAACUGUUCCAGAUGUUGGAAAUAUUGAUUUGAAUGAUGAACCGAGAAAAGGCAGUCAAACUGAUGAUACUAGUGGUGCUAUUUCAAAAAAUGACUCGAUUGCUGCAAAAGUAUCAAAAGAUGUAGGAAGUUCACCGAGUGCAUCACAAGAGCCGCAAACUGUAGUAAAGAAGCCAGCACCUAGGGCCAAGGUUCCUUUUGAGAAGGGUUAUAGUCAAAUGGACUGGCUUAAACUUACUCAAACACAUCCGGACUUAGCAGGGUUGAAGGGACAAUCAAAUAAGAGGCUAAUUACACUGAAAGAAGUGAAGCUGCACAAAACAGAAGAAGACUCCAUGUGGACUGUUCUUAAUGGUCGUGUCUACAAUAUAACUCCUUAUAUGAAGUUCCAUCCAGGAGGUGUCGAUUUCUUAAUGAAGGCUGUUGGAAAAGAUUGUACUGCUUUAUUCAAGAAAUACCAUGCUUGGGUGAAUGCUGACUUCUUGCUAGAGAAGUGUCUGGUUGGUGUUUUAGAUGAUAGCCCGUAAAGGUCGCCUUUUCAUAAAAAAUGAGAGACCCGUUGUAAGUCUUUUGUUCACCCAUGGCAUACAUACACAGCUAUAGCAAGAACACAGGUGACUGGACUCUGCCGGGCGUCACCAAUUGUUUUUUGAAUAUUACCCAAGAUGUCCACUAUGAUCAUGACCAGCAUCCUUGGAUUGGAGGCAAACAUUUGAUUUUCAGGUUCGGUUUAUGAUACAUUUUUUAAAUCAUUGUAACAAGUUAUAAUUCAAUUAUUAAGAUUAUAAUUAUAUUUGUCAUGGCAGUAGUUUAAGCCUUA